AUGAACGACAACCGUCUGCUUCUGCGGGCACAUCUAGCUAGUAUCGGAUUCCAAGGCGAUGUUUUCAAUGAGUCCAAACAGCGGGCGUUUUACUUUGCGGAGGUCUUCGUCGACAACAACCAAGUGAAGAAACUCAAAAAACUGAAACCAAAGUCGGAUAGGCUCAGCUGGGAGUGGGGCCAAAGCAAUCAAAUAGUCGAUCUCUAUCGAAGUUUCAAGGUCAAAGUGCCGGGGAUGGACUCCUUCGUCGGGAGCUUCGAAGGUAGAAUCACAGAAUUGCUUGAAAAUGGCGAGUACAUUCCUCCCCGUACUUAUGCUGCUACUGAUCCCAGUGAUCCCAGGCUUAUCGUCAAAGAUCUUACAGAAAAAAGAUGGCACCUCAGACCCGUGGGAUCAAUUGAAGAGUUUAUGAAAAAGGUCGAUAGCGAUGUAUCCCGCCUGAAUGGCGUGGAUAGCGCAGCAUCGCGGACGUUCUGCCUUCUUGCGCCCGUGCUGAGCGGAAUCGUAUCCUUGAUGGAUAAUGUUUCACAGGCAGCGCAGGAGACCGAUACACAGGAUCAGAUUAUUCAGGAUAUGGCCAGCACGCUUCGAGAAAUGCUGGGUGCCGCAAACCAGGUUCCAAAUCUCCCCAUGCUACCAGGCAUGGUUGAUGUAAUUGAGAGGAUUGGUCGGACGUCUCUGGAUGUUGCAUCACUGAUUGACGAAUACACUCACUUGUCCUAUGCUGAAGGCAACGGGAUGCUCAUUCAGACUGGUACCUACAGAGCGCCUGGCGCAGAUUCUGCCAGGGGAGCUCGGUCGCCGGGUGGACUCGUGCUACUAAGACUGUUUGAUGAAGCCAAGGAAAUCGACAACUGGCUGGCACCUGUACACACCUCGCAAAAUUAUAAUGAAGCAUAUGGAAAACGAGAGGAAGGAACAUGUUUGUGGUUCAUUGAGGAAGAAGAAUUUGGAUUCUGGUUAAGAACGCCGGGCUCUAAUCCUGCUUAUCAUUUCAGCGGGCAGAUCAUAAAAGCAAUUCAACAAUUGACACCAUCUGUUGCACUUGCUUACUUCUUUUUUGAUGCAAGAGAUGGCCAGACAGCGCAACAACUGCAUAUGAAUCUCAUUCGCUCUCUCAUCUCACAGUUGUCUCAUCAAAGCGUCAGCGGCAUUUCGUCGGAUAUACGUGAUCUGUACCAAAAGGUCUCCCCCAUGCAUCCACUUGACCAUGAGCUUCAGGACACUCUUGGAAAAAUAUUAAAGGAAUUCUGCAAUGUAUACAUUGUCCUUGAUGCUCUAGAUGAAUGUACAGAUCGGGACAGAACACUUGGAUGGUUGGAAGCCCUACUCGGACAUUUGGACAACAAUGAAAAUCUUCAUUUGGCAAUAACGAGCCGUACAGAACCCGACAUACAGUCAGUAUUUGGGCGUUUGAAUCACACCAUUGUCAAUAUGAGUACUGCCGCAAAUAGGGAUAUUGGCCAAUAUAUCAAGACUUACAUUCAGGCCAAGGAAUUCACCAAGUUUGAUGGAGAGACUCGGGAUCAUGUCUUAUCAGGUUUGAUGGACCGUGCGGAGGGCUCGUUUCGUUAUGUUGCUCUACAAAUUGAGAACUUGAAAAAGUGUGCAAACAAGAUGGAGUUGGAUAAGGCAAUAAAUGAUCUUCCAUGGGGACUGGAUGAAGUUUAUGCUCGGAUCCUACACAAAUGUGAGGACAGAUAUAUUGAAGAUGUCAAAACCUUCCUCCAGUUUCUGGCAUUCUCACAGGAGCCAUUGACACUUAAUGCACUUGCCGAAACAAUACUAUUUGAUUUUCCAUUGGGCUUUAAGGGUACUUUAAACCUGGAUAAAAGUUAUUUGGACCCAGAAGACAUUCUACAACGUUGUGGAGGACUUAUCUUGAUAUCAUACCUUCUGGAAUUGGACACACUUGAAGUUCAAUUUGGUCAUUUCAAUUACCUGAAACCAUAUGCAUUGCACACUUGGGCUAAACAUGCUAUACUAUCAGGUCUGGAAAAGGAUCAAAUGUUUUGCUUGGAUUGGGCAGUUUCAGAGGGUUUGGAAACUGUGGUUCUGUAUAUGUUGGAGGCUGGAGUUGAUCUGGACAUAAAUGGAAGAGAAUGUCAAAACACACUUCUAAUUGCAUCUAAUCAUGGCUUUGGGCUUUUAGUAUCAUGCCUCCUGCAAUAUGGUGUAAAUGUAAACACCCGGUAUGAAGAUGGAACUGCACUCCAAGCAGCAUGCUUCCAAGGUCAUGAACAAAUUAUUAAUAUUCUUCUAAAACAUGGUGCAGAUGUAAAUGUCCAGGGAGGCUAUUUUGGAAAUGCACUCCAAGCAGCAUCAUCUGGAGGUCAUGAGCAAAUUGUUAAUAUUCUUCUGCAACAUAAUGCAGAUGUAAAUGUCCAAGGAGGUUUUUAUAGAAAUGCACUCCAAGCAGCAUCAUCUGGAGGUCAUGAGCAAAUUGUCAACAUUCUUUUAAAACAUGGUGCAUAUGUAAAUGCUCAGGGAGGUUACUAUGGAAAUGCACUCCAAGCAGCAUCCUUCCAAGGUCAUGAGCAAAUUUUUAAAAUUCUUCUACAAUGUGGUGCAGAUGUAAAUGACCAGAGAGGUGAAUAUGGAAAUGCACUCCAAGCUGCAUCAUCUGGAGGUUAUGAGCAAAUUGUUAACAUCCUUUUAAAAUAUAAUGUGGAUGUAAAUGCCCAGGGAGGACAUUAUGGAAGUGCACUCCAAGCAGCAUCAUACCAUGGUCAUGAGCAAAUUGUCAACAUUCUUCUAGCAAAUGGUGCAGAUGUAGAUUUCCAGGAUGAUAGCUAUGGAUCUGCACUCCAGGGAGCAUCCUUCCAAGAUCAUGAGCAAAUUGUCAACAUUCUUCUGAAAUAUGGUGCAGAUAUAAAUGCCCAGGGAGGUGUAUAUGGAAAUGCACUCCAAGCUGCAUCAUCUGAAGGUCAAGAGCAAAUUGUCAACAUUCUUUUAGAACAUGGAGCAAAUGUAAAUGCUCAAGCAGGUGUAUAUGGAAAUGCACUCCAAGCAGCAUCAUCUGGUGGUCAAGAGCAAAUUGUCAACAUCCUUCUGAAACAUGGAGCAUAUGUAAAUGCCCAGGGAGGUGAACAUGGAAAUGCACUCCAAGGAGCAUUGGGAACAUACUGGGGACCUUACAUGCAUGUGGCAGAAAUUCUUUUGGAUAAUAAUGCUGAUGUGACCUCAUUAGAAUAUGUGGACCGAGUUAAAAAUCCUGAACUUCAGCAGCGUCUGCGCAUUGGCUUUAGGCUAUAUCAAGCAAAGCUUUCCACAUCUUCUGCGGGAUCGUAG
Molecule: messenger RNA, 3291 nt
Organism: Psilocybe cubensis
Lineage: Eukaryota; Fungi; Basidiomycota; Agaricomycetes; Agaricales; Agrocybaceae
Exons: 12
Coding region: 1-3291 (1096 amino acids)
Molecular function (GO): protein binding
Source: RefSeq, a predicted model, not a curated record